Messenger RNA from Dreissena polymorpha, 2558 nucleotides. Its product is annotated as cytochrome P450 26A1-like. The coding region runs from base 146 to 1540 and encodes 464 amino acids. Gene Ontology annotation, molecular function: monooxygenase activity; heme binding; oxidoreductase activity, acting on paired donors, with incorporation or reduction of molecular oxygen. Gene Ontology annotation, biological process: sterol metabolic process. Lineage: Eukaryota; Metazoa; Mollusca; Bivalvia; Myida; Dreissenidae. The record is from RefSeq and is a predicted model, not a curated record. The transcript is spliced from 5 exons.
UACCGUUUGCGUCAUCGAACUAUUCAUCUUCGGCUCUAUAAAAUGGGACGUACUUUGAAAGCAAGUUCAUAUCAAAAUUGUAUUCCUACUGAAAUACGUUGAAAUAAACGAGCUUCAAUAACACUAUUUAUUUCAAGUAAUAAGCAUGGAGUUAACGACGGCGUUAAUUUGCGGACUGCUGGUGGCGGUACUUGCGUUCCUCUGGCGGCUGCGGGAUCGCACACCCUCGGGCAGCCGUCUUCCCCCGGGGUCACUGGGUUGGCCGCUGAUAGGAGAGAGCAUCGCGUUUGCUUUGAACAAGACUGCAUUUUUCAAGAAGAGGCACGACAAAUAUGGUCAGAUCUUUAAAACACGUAUAUUCGGACGGAACGUCGUUCGGGUGUUCGGAAUGGACAACGUCCGGAAAGUCAUAUACGGAGAAAACCGAAUCGUCCGCUCAAGUUACCCGGCUUCAGUGCUUGCCCUGGUCGGGAACCAGUCUGUCUCCAUGAUGCACGGAGAAGAGCACAAAGAAAAGAAAAGACAACUCAUGAAGUUUCUGAACCCCGACUUCUUCAACAGCCACACGCCGGCUCUCUACCGUACAAUCAGCCAGCGCAUCCAGGAAUGGAAAGAGUCUCCGGCGAUCGAUCUCCACCACGAGUGCCGAAGGCUGUUCGUUAACCUGGCCGCCAAGUUUCUUAUCAACAUUGACAUUAGCGACGCGGCGGUUGCGGAACUUGCCGAGCAGCUUCAGAUCUUUAUGGAUAACAUGUUCUGUCUGCCUUGGAACAUCCCGGGGUUCGGUUUUUAUAAGGCAAUAAAGGCCAAAGAGCGCAUGCGUCAGAUCAUCGCCUCGUCUUUGACUCAGACCGAAAACAACAACAAAUCAGAAAUGGAGUUCUCGUCCGUGCUUCAAGGCCUUUGCUCAACCUCCGGGGAUGAUGACGUCAGCAAAAACGUCAUCUUGCUUGACUCAAUUAUCGAUCUGCUUUUUGCCGGCGCGGAGACUGUGACAUCCGCCGGAUUUUCAUUGGCUUAUCAGCUUGCCAAACACGAUGACGUCAUGGAUAAAUUACGACACGAAAUUGCGUCACUCGAUCUCAAGGACACGGAUGACGUCAUCAGCGCGCGUGACAUACAACCAAUGAAAUACGUAAAUGCAGUUGUCAAGGAGACGCUUAGAUUGCUGCCACCUGUCGGCGGUGCAUUCCGGACAGCACUAGAAUCUUUUGAACUUGAUGGUUUCACGAUUCCCAAAGGCUGGUCCGUAAGUUUCGGUAUCCGGGAUACACACAACCGGGACCCGGUAAUCAAUGACCCCAUGACCUUCAACCCUGACCAAUGGCUGACCAACACGGCGGACUCAUUCGCGUACCUGCCGUUCGGGGGCGGAGCCAGGGUGUGCCCUGGUCAAGCAUAUGCAAAAAUGAUCCUUAAACUAUUUACCGUAGAAUUUGCGCGGUCGUGUUCAAUAGACAUUGUUCAAGACAGCGACCUGUCUUUCUGGCCUACCCCUCGGCCGUCCGGUCAAAUGCUCGUAAGCAUCCGCAAGUGCUGAGAUCAAUACCAUGCUUGCCGCUGAGUGUCCGGAAGUGCUGAUGAGAAUUUCCGGCCAGAAACUGACACUUCACGAAUACUUCCGAUCUGUUAUUCGUGAACUUCCGGAAAUGCUGAUGAGACACACGAUUGCUCCCGAACCCUACCCAUAACAACUGAUUUGGUGUUUGAUAGUUUACGGAACGGAAACGAACGAAGAUAAAGUCUCCGUAAAUUACUGAAAAGCAACACUGUGAUAUUGCUAUCUCGCAUUCCAAGUUUAUGCCUUUGUUUAACCCAUUUAUGCCUAGUGGACUCUCCCAUCCUUCUAAAUUGGAUCAAUUUAUUUCUAAAAUUAGCGAUGUCUAGUAUAUUUAUUUCUAUAUUUAGAAUAUUCUUACAGAAAUUCCUUUACGCAAACAGCGCAGACCCUGAUGAGACGCCGCAUGAUGCCAAGUCCUUUUUUCUAGACGCUAGUCAUAAAUGGGUUAAUUAUAGGACACAUUCUUACGUUAUAAAAUAUCUUAUUAUAAAAUGACAGCAAUUAUUUAUGCUAAUCAAUAUUCUGUCAACUUUUUUGCUACAUUAAUAAUAUGACAACUGUAAUGAUUGUGUGAAAUUCUUAAAUAUUAUUCAAUUUAUUUAACAUGCCACUCAUUUAAAAACUUUGGCGCACAGCAUUUCAGGUUUGAAAUCACUUGUUAGUCAAAAGGUAAACCAAAGACAAACAGAAAACAGAUUUAACAUGUCUGUUACAGUGAAUAUCGACAUAAUAUUUACACCACACUUUUUUUUUAUUUCCAUGUAUACUUUUUUGGAUCAUUUUCACUAUUUUGGCAUCCAAUGCCAACAUUAUGUCAUACGUAUGUACAUAUAGAAUUGUUAUCGAAUUGUUUAACAUUUUAUUUAUAUUGAUUAUGAUUUGUGCCAUUGUGUACGUAUUUCCCAUAUAACGGGUACGGUUAUUUCCACAAAUUGCAAAUGUAAAAUGUUUUAUUUAUUAAAUAUACUAUCUAUGUGAAUUCGAUGUGCCAUGUUUA